This is a messenger RNA of Oncorhynchus nerka (sockeye salmon), 1554 nucleotides long. Its product is annotated as protein CLEC16A-like. Lineage: Eukaryota; Metazoa; Chordata; Actinopteri; Salmoniformes; Salmonidae. Gene Ontology annotation, cellular component: late endosome; endolysosome membrane. Bases 37 to 1452 code for a protein of 471 amino acids. The transcript is spliced from 12 exons. Gene Ontology annotation, biological process: endosome to lysosome transport; endosomal transport; regulation of autophagosome maturation. The record is from RefSeq and is a predicted model, not a curated record.
CUCCCUGUCUCUCUCUCCUCCAGACCGUUCCUAGACAUGGUGUACAGUGCUCUAGAUUGUAGUGAAGACGAUUAUCAUGCUCUGUUUGUACUCUGUCUUCUCUACGCUGUGUCCCACAGCAAAGGUAUCAACCGUGAAUUGUUGGAGAGGCUGCAGUUACCGGUCCCAGACCAGGAGAGGAGCUGUUACAGCCAGGUGUUGGUGGAGAGACUCAUACGAGUGAUGAACGUGGCCGCACAACCAGAUGGUAAGGUACGUCUGGCUACUCUGGAGCUGAGCUGUCUGCUGUUGAAACGGUCCGUCCUCUCCUCCUCCUCCUCCUCUCCUGCUCACUGUAUCAUCAAGGACGUACACCUGGCCUGUCUUGAGGGAGCCAGAGAAGAGAGUCUGCAUCUCCUACGGCGUUUCUAUAAGGGGGAGGAGAUCUUCCUGGACAUGUUCGAAGAUGAGUACAGGAGCAUGACGAGUAAGCCCCUGAACGUGGAGUACCUCAUGAUGGACGCGUCCGUUCUACUUCCUCCUACUGGUACUCCUCUGACUGGAAUAGACUUCGUUAAGAGACUGCCCUGUGGAGGAGUAGAGAAGACCAGACGGGCCAUCCGUGUGUUCUUCAUGCUGAGAUCACUAUCUCUUCAGCUGCAGGGAGAACCAGAGACGCAGCUUCCUCUCACUCGCUCUGAAGACCUCAUCAAGACCGACGAUGUUCUGGACCUAAAUAACAGUGAUCUGAUAGCCUGUAUGGUGGUCAGUAAGGAAGGAGGUCAGGCUCAACGGUUCCUGGCGGUGGAUGUUUACCAGAUGAGUCUGGUUGAACCUGAAACUAAACGGUUGGGCUGGGGAGUGGUCAAGUUCGCUGGUCUGUUACAGGACAUGCAGGUGUCUGGGGUAGAGGAUGACAGCAGAGCUUUAAACAUUAUCAUCCACAAACCCUCGUCCAACCCCCACGCCAAGCCCCUCCCCAUCCUGCAGGCAAACUUCAUAUUCGCCGACCACAUUCGCUGUAUCAUCGCUAAGCAACGCCUGGCCAAGGGCCGGAUACAGGCCAGACGCAUGAAGACACAGAGGAUCGCAGCAUUACUCGACCUUCCUGUCCAGCCCAGUUCGUCAGAGGUUCUGGGCUUCGGCCAGACAGGAAACACUGCUGCCGGCGGUCAACUCCCUUUCCGCUUCUACGACCAAUCGCGUCGAGCGCCCAACGACCCCACCGCACAGAGAUCUGUGUUCGCCUCCGUUGACAAAGUUCCAGGGUUUGCGGUGGCCCACUGUGUCUCUCAGCACAGCCCGUCCCCCUCUCCUCCCCCUCCCCACCCUCCUCAGGCAGCACCGGACGAUGUGACUCUGUUACAGCCAGUACGAUAUCAGCCAACAGCCCUACAGAUGAGGAGACGUUCUUGGAGCACACCCCUCCUUCGUCCUCCGGUGGAGAGGGAGGAGGAAGAGGAGGAGAGUUAACCGGUUCUUGUUCCCCAGUCCCGUCUGUCCUGGCCCCCAGCCUCACCCCUGCCUCCCAGCCUAACAUCUCUCUACUGACCGACGACAACACAGACUCUCUGA